This is a messenger RNA of Lathyrus oleraceus (garden pea), 1351 nucleotides long. RefSeq names its product probable protein phosphatase 2C 43. The coding region runs from base 77 to 1351 and encodes 424 amino acids. Gene Ontology annotation, biological process: protein dephosphorylation. The record is from RefSeq and is a predicted model, not a curated record. Lineage: Eukaryota; Viridiplantae; Streptophyta; Magnoliopsida; Fabales; Fabaceae. The transcript has 2 exons. Gene Ontology annotation, molecular function: protein serine/threonine phosphatase activity.
CACCCUCUUCCUUUCUCUUUCAAUAUUUUCUCUCUGAUCACACUUUCAUAUCUUCAGAAAGUGAAAACACAAGAUCAUGUGGCAGUUUCUAAAAUAUCAAUUUCUCGGGAUCCGGAUCCCUUACAAAACUUAUAGUUUUAGCACUGAAACGUUUGAUGCUGACCCUUUAACGAAGUCGGUGAGACUUGAAAGGCAUUUCCGUGGCGAAUUCUCCAUGGCUUCUGUUCAGUCAAAUAAGGAUAUGGAAGACCACAACCAAGUUGAUGUUAGCCAUGGUGCACUCUUUGUUGGAAUUUAUGAUGGCUUUAAAGGCAACAACGCUGCCUCCUAUAUCCGUAGACACAUCUUUAGGGCCCUACUGAGGCGUAUUGAGCUGAAUGAUAACCAAAUGACUGUGGCUAUUUUGAGGGAAGUUGUUGAGGAAAUCGAAAACGGGUUUCUUGAGUAUGCUACAAAUACUUACGAGCAAAAUCAACAUCAGGUAGGGAUAGGUUUAGUUAGUUCAGGUUGUUUGAUUUGUAUUAUAUGGAGAGGGAUACUAUAUCUUGCCAAUGUUGGAAACUCACGCGCUGUACUUGGUUCUAAGGAGCGUGUUGGUCCAUUUAAAAGAUUCCGUGUAGAGCAAUUGGUUAGAGAUCACAGUUGUGAUAAUCCAGAUAUUCAAAAUGAACUCCAUGCAAUGCAUCCAGAUGAUAAAAAUAUUUGCGAAUUUAGUGAAGUGCGGCCUAUAACUGAUUAUCAAGUGUACCCUUUACAUGAAUAUUAUUCUAGCAAAGAUCCAUCGUGGACUAUUAAAGGCUUAAUCGAAACAAGCAGAUGUAUAGGAUAUGCAUACUUGAAGAAGGCACUGUUUACUGUGGGCACAUCAUUCUGUAUCCCGACGCAUGAACGAGUGGUUUCACUUUUUACAAGACCUGUGCUAACAUCAGAACCAGAAGUUUAUUCAAGAGUCUUAAAAAACACGGAUAGAUUCAUUAUAUUUGGAUCUAGCGGAUUUUGGAAACUGAUGUCAAAUGAGUUUGCUGCUAGAAUUGUUAACAGCAGUCCACGAGAUGAUAUCGCGAAAAGACUAGCCAUAUUUGCUAUAGAGAAGGGGGCUGGUAAAAAGGGAAACAAAUACAGUGACAUUGUCAGGUUUCCUAAGGGAGAAGAAGUUAGCGGGGAUUGGGGUUUGAAACGGCGCAGAACUAGACCGAUUUAUUAUGAUGAUAUGACUGUGAUUGUUGUAUUUUUCGACAAAAGGCCAAGUGGUGUGAGGCCGGAGAUCAAUUGUUAUACUUGCAGUGAUUUCGCAGAUCAACUAUCAGAGUUUACACAUUUCUAUAAUAAUAAUAAUAAUAUGAAUGUGUGA